AUGUCGUCGAUGCGCGGUCUUGUCCAGUUCAUAGCCGACCUCCGAAAUGCCCGGGCGAGAGAACUGGAGGAGAAACGAAUCAACAAAGAGCUGGCCAACAUCCGCCAGAAAUUCAAGAGCGAGAAAUUGGAUGGCUACCAGAAGAAGAAAUACGUCUGCAAGUUACUCUACAUCUACAUCCAAGGAUACAAUGUCGACUUUGGGCACCUGGAAGCCGUCAACCUGAUCUCCGCAACCAAAUACUCUGAAAAACAGAUUGGAUAUCUGGCCGUCACCCUCUUCCUCCACGAGCAGCAUGAGCUCCUGCAUUUGGUGGUCAACAGCAUUCGCAAGGACCUGUUGGACCAUAACGAACUCAACAACUGUCUGGCCUUGCAUGCGGUGGCCAACGUGGGCGGUCGAGAAAUGGGCGAGGCGCUCAGUGCGGACGUCCAUCGGCUGUUGAUCUCUCCGACCUCCAAAUCCUUUGUCAAGAAGAAGGCGGCCUUGACGCUGCUCCGUCUCUACCGAAAGCAUCCGGCUAUCAUUCAAAGAGAAUGGGCAGAAAGAAUAAUAUCGUUGAUGGACGACCCUGACAUGGGCGUGGUGCUUUCUGUCACCUCUCUGAUCAUGGCUCUGGUCCAAGACAAUCCUGAGGCAUACAAAGGGAGUUAUGUCAAGGCUGCCCAGAGGCUAAGAAAGAUUGUCAUUGAGAACGACAUUUCGCCCGAUUAUUUGUACUACAAGGUUCCCUGUCCGUGGAUUCAAGUCAAAUUUCUCAAGUUACUGCAAUAUUACCCUCCUUCGGAAGAUUCCCACGUCCGCGAUAUUAUUAGGGAAUCACUUCAGGCUAUUAUGCAAGCGGCAACAGAGACGCCCAAAAAUGUCCAACAGAACAAUGCUCAGAAUGCCGUACUGUUUGAGGCCAUCAAUCUUCUCAUCCACCUCGACACUGAGCACCAGCUCAUGAUGCAGAUUUCUUCGAAAUUGGGCAGAUUCAUCCAGUCACGCGAAACUAACGUGCGAUACUUGGGCUUGGAUGCCAUGACCCAUUUUGCUGCCAGGUCUGACACGCUCGAUCCCAUUAAGCGACACCAAAAUAUUAUCAUCGGUUCUCUGCGAGACCGAGAUAUCAGCGUCCGGAGGAAAGGUUUGGAUCUACUAUACAGCAUGUGCGACACCACCAAUGCUCAACCCAUUGUCAACGAGCUGUUAAAGUACCUGCAAACCGCAGAUUUUUCAAUACGCGAAGAAAUGACGCUCAAAAUCGCGAUUCUGACGGAGAAAUAUGCAACCGAUGCUCAGUGGUACAUUGAUAUCACAUUGAGACUGCUCGCCAUGGCCGGUGAUCACGUUAGCGACGAAGUUUGGCAACGCGUGGUCCAGAUCGUCACCAAUAACGAAGAACUGCAAUCAUACGCAGCACAACAUAUUUUCGACUAUUUGAAAGCCGAAAAUUGCCACGAUACGAUUGUCAAGAUUGGCGGUUACAUUCUUGGAGAGUUCGGCCACCUGAUAGCCGACAGCAAAGGAUGCAGCCCGAUCGAACAGUUGAUGGUGCUACAAACAAAGAUGAUAUCGGCGCCUGAUCCUACGAGGGCGUUGCUGCUGUCCACAUUCGUCAAGUUCGUCAACCUAUUCCCGGAAAUCAAGCCGCAAUUACUGCAAAUGUUCCAAUUCUACAGCCACUCACCGGAUUCAGAGCUGCAACAGAGGGCAUGCGAAUAUCUGACCAUCGCGACGUUGCCAACAGACGACUUGCUACGAACCAUUUGCGACGAAAUGCCUCCGUUUUCUGAACGAGCGUCCAUCCUCCUGCAAAGGCUGCACAAGAAGAGUGCAGGAAUAAGUGAAAGGAGGACUUGGGUGGUUGGUGGCAAAGAUGCCAAUGCCGACGAAAAAGAAGUUCUACUGGCUCAGCAGACAGGGCUGAAGCGAUCUUUUACCACUAUUGUUAAUGGGACGAAUGGGACGCCUGCGAAUGCAAAUGGCGUUGCAGUUACACCGGCUCAGAACGGAAUGACCAGUGCUGCGAAGGACCUGGAAGGGCUAGAUAUGAAUGGCCAUGGCAAUGGCGUGACGACUCCCGAUCCGACCAGCGCGGCUCAUCUUUCACCAGAUUGGCAGAUUGGCUACGACAGCCUGUUCUUUUCCGAUGAAGGUGUCUUGUAUGAGGAUCCACAGAUUCAAGUCGGCAUCAGGGCGGAAUAUCGUGGCCACCUCGGGGUGAUCAAACUCUACUUUACCAACAAGGCGUCUUUUUCAAUCGGCUCCUUCACGAGUACUCUGGACAACAAAUCAGCCCCCAGCCUCAAAAUUGACACCAAAAGCCUCCCGGAUUCAUCAGUCAGUGCAGACUCGCAAGUCCAACAGACCAUUGUGUGUACUUCAAUCGCCCCAUUUUCCGAAGCACCCACCAUCCGCAUCUCAUAUCUCGCUGGAGCCUUGCAGGGAUAUACUCUAAAACUACCAAUUCUCCCCCACCGAUUCAUGGAUCCGUCGGAGCUCUCAGCGGAAGAUUUCUUCAAACGUUGGCGGCAGAUUGGAGCGGGUCCCCUUGAGGCGCAAAGCACGUUCGGCUUUCGCAAUCCACAGGCGCCAAUGAACGACAAGUUUGUUCGCGAUACCGUUGCAGGGUUCCGUUGGCGCCUCCUGGACAACGUUGAUCCAAAUCCGAAAAAUAUUGUGGGAUGUGCGGUUUUGCAGCUGGAAAAGGGGAAGACUGGAUGUCUGCUCAGACUAGAGCCCAAUCAUCAGCAAAAGGUAUGA
Molecule: messenger RNA, 2748 nt
Organism: Fonsecaea multimorphosa CBS 102226
Lineage: Eukaryota; Fungi; Ascomycota; Eurotiomycetes; Chaetothyriales; Herpotrichiellaceae
Exons: 2
Coding region: 1-2748 (915 amino acids)
Biological process (GO): intracellular protein transport; clathrin-dependent endocytosis
Cellular component (GO): AP-2 adaptor complex; membrane coat
Molecular function (GO): clathrin-cargo adaptor activity
Source: RefSeq, a predicted model, not a curated record